CGUAACCCGUUGCCAGGGCGACCGAAUUCGGGCGGGCGGCGAGGGGCGGGGCACGGCCGCGCCAAGCGGCUUCCGAUUGGCCCCUGCUGCUUCGUGCAACAGGGCCCCUCGACUUGACAGCCCUGGGAACACAGAGACCCAGCGCCUGUGCUUCCAGCGGUUCCAGUACCGCGUGGCCGGCGGGCCGCACGUCGCACUGGGUCAGCUUUGGACACUGUGCCGCCGGUGGCUGUGGCCCGAGGCGCGCUCCAAGGAGCAGAUGCUGGAGCUGCUGGUGCUGGAGCAGUUCCUGGGCGCGUUGCCCAGCAAGAUGAGAACCUGGGUGCAGUCUCGGGGGCCUCGCAGCAGCAGCGAGGCCACCAACCUGGUGGAAGACCUCACGCAGAUGGGCCAGCAGGAAGGUGAGAGGGGCAGACCCCUCCGGCCCUGCCCGCGCCUGCUCUCUCUUCGCUGUUUGUAUGUAAAUGUCGCGCCGUGCCUCAUCUGCCAGGAAUCUCGUUCGCUGGGUAUUAAGGACCCCUGCGUUUCCCACGCGUCCAUCUGUCCUGUGGUAUUGUAUCGCUGCCUCCUCGCCGCGCGUCCUCCCUGGGAAGGACGCCAGCCGCCCUCCCAGCCCCUCGUAGCGCCUGCCUCGGGCGACGUAGGAACCCCGGGACCGCCGGGCACCCGGGCGCAACCCGCCCUAGAGUCGCACGAGCUGGCGGUGGAGAUGCUCAGUCCUGCGUCCCGGCACACUGCAGGGCCGGGUUCUCAGGUGGGCUUGCUUCAGCAGUUGUCUCUGCUGGAUCUCAGGCGGGAUCCCAAAGAGAUGUAUCCCAGCUGGACCUGCUGCUGCACAAAGGCCCUGGAGGCAGUGGGAGGGGACCAGCACUGGGUCAGGUACCAAGUGGAUUUUGGUGUGGCUGGAGAGAUUAAAAUCCGGGGUUGGGCUAUGCAGACCUAUGGCGAGAUCCUGCAUUCAUGGGGUACCAGCAAGAGAAACCGCAUGGAGCUGCUGGAUCAUGAGGAACUGCGGGGGAAGUGGACCCUGCUCAUCCAGAUGGCCAUCCUGGUGCUGGGGGGGGAGGCGCAAGACCCCAGGCUGGGAAAGUGCUCAGUGCUGGCAGUUAUCAUGGUCACCGCCAUCAUUGCCUACCCUAGUUCCACAACUAUGUGGCAGCUGGUUCUGGUGCAGCUCUGCAAAAUCCCCUGUGGCCUCUUCGUCUCCAACACGGCCAUGGUAGUGAAGCCGGGCAGCACAGGGGACUGUACGAGCAGCUGGCAUACUCUCACCACGACAAGUCGCACCAACACUUUACAUGGUGGGGUACAUCCUGCCCCUGAUGGCAGCGGUGACCAGCAGGCGGGUGACCAAUGCCCUUGGGAAAGAGAGGAAGGCAGUUACGAGGCCCACAUCCACAUCAAUGGGAACCCAUUUCUCAAGGUGAAGGACAAGUUCACUACCUCACACUGGCCAGCAGCACCAUCACAGCUCAGGCACCACCAGCUCUGGCUGCAAGGACUGGUGGCUGUGGCUGCUGCCCGCCUGUUUGUCCCCGCACCUCCUGCCCGUAGGAACAGAGAGGGCCCCGGUGUUGGAUUGCGGCUCCAUGCCGGCACCCUGCACCAGCCACAGCACUGGGACCACUGCUCCUGGGUCACAGGGCGCCACUCAGCCACCAACAAGGAAACCCUGGAAGAGGAGAUGACCCUGAGUGACAGUGCCACCAAUGUGCUGGAGUGGAAUCGUGCUUUCACAGAGGCCUACACUGAGGCGAUGUGGAUGUGCAAAAGCCGCCCACAUGCUGCUGAACUUGUGCGCCACCACCCCAUGGAAGAUUCGAUGGACAUGGACAUGAGCCCCCUGAGGCCCCAGAACUAUCUUUUUGGUUGUGAACUAAAGGCCGACAAAGAUUAUCACUUUAAGGUGGAUAAUGAUGAAAAUGAGUACCAGUUAUCUUUAAGAACGGAGUCGGAGCUGAUCCUGGAUGCAGCAGAGGCCUCUGGUCUCCCGGAGGAGGACGAGGAUGAGUGGCUAGACUCCCUUCUGUCGCUGCAGAGUCUACAAACCAGGGCGGAGCCUGAGGCAAGCAGCAUCCCUGGCCUGUGGGAUGAGUGUCCAGUGCCUGGAUUCUGCUUCCGGGCGCCGUGGCCUCUGAAGCCCAGCAUCUGGGACGACCCCGAGAACCUGCCCGCCGGUGAGCGCAAGGCCACCCUGCAUGGGGGCGGCCUCUGCCGCCUGUGCUGCUGCGCCCAGGGUGCAGGCCUAGCAGGCUUCAGGGCGUGUUCGGAAAGCGACAGUUCGGCGGUGAGGGCCCACCGGUCUGAAGUCGCAGCCGUUUCGACAGUGGCACGGACUGUGCGUCCCGCAGGCUCGUGUCUCCGCGGCGGGGCCUGGGCGCCCAGCGCAAACGACCCUUCCACGUUCGCAGACCCCGCAUGCGGGGCGGGGGAGGACGCCCACGCGGCUGCGAGCCUCAGGGUUGGGACGCGAACCCGCGUCCCAACCAGGGAGCCGCGCGCACGGAGAGUCGGGCUCGGGAGGAGGGCGGGGCCGGCGCCGAGAGGCGGGACCAUCGCGGGACGACCGGAAGCGCGCGCGCGGCCCUCUGGGAGCUGCAGUCCGGAGCAGGCGCAGUCGCGGCUGGGGGGGUGGGGCGGCCGCGGCCUUUGUCUCGCCGUCGGGCGGGAGCAAGUGACCUUUGAGGACGUGGUCGUGGACUUUACACAGGAGGAGUGGGGACAGCUGAAACCAGCCCAGAGGACCUUGUACUGUGAUGUGAUGCUGGAGACCUUCGAACUCCUGGUUUCUGUGGGACAUUGGUUCCUGAAGCCAGGCAUUACCUCCCUGCAGGAGCAAGGUGCAAAACCAUGGUUGGUGGACUCUGGAGUUCCCCAAGGUCUGUGCCCAGACCUAGAAACUAGACCCAAAGUCAAACUGUCAGCUCCAAAGCAAGAUAUCUCUGAAGAAAUAUCCAGCAGGGUCAUCCUGAUAGGAAGAUUCCUGUGGGAUGCUCUGUUGUACUGCAAGAGUGAGGACACAGAGGGCUACUGGAAAUGGGGUUGUGAGAGCUUAGAGAGCCUUAUGGUACCAGCAGCCUUCACGCCUGAAAAGACACCUACUCAGGAGCAGCAUCAGAGGAAUAGGUAUGGGGAUGACUUAAGUCUGAGCCCUGAUCUCCCCAGUCAAGCAAUGACUCCUGAAAGACAAGACCCUCCUCUGUGGAGAGCUCAUGGAGAAAGGGAGAAGCUAGCCUUAAAUGUGCAACAGGAAACCUAUUAUGCAAAAAAGAAACCCUAUAGAUGUCUGGAAUGCGGAAAGGCCUUUAGUCACAGCUCAGCACUCAUCGAACACCAACGAACACACACGGGAGAGAGACCUUAUGAAUGUCACGAAUGCAGAAAAGGCUUCCGGAACAGCUCAGCACUUACCAAACAUCAGAGAAUCCACACUGGGGAGAAGCCCUAUAAAUGCACUCAGUGUGGGAGGACCUUCAACCAAAUCGCCCCACUAAUCCAGCACCAGAGAACUCACACGGGUGAGAAGCCCUACGAGUGCAGUGAAUGUGGGAAAUCCUUCAGUUUUAGGUCCUCCUUCAGCCAACAUGAGCGGACUCACACAGGUGAGAAGCCCUAUGAGUGCAGUGAGUGUGGGAAAGCCUUCCGGCAAAGCAUCCACCUUACCCAGCACCUGCGAAUUCACACUGGGGAGAAACCCUAUCAGUGUGGAGAGUGUGGCAAGGCCUUCAGCCACAGCUCGUCCUUGACCAAACAUCAGCGAAUUCACACUGGGGAGAAACCCUACGAGUGCCAUGAAUGUGGAAAAGCCUUCACCCAGAUCACACCACUGAUUCAGCAUCAGAGGACCCAUACAGGGGAGAGGCCCUAUGAGUGCAAUGAGUGUGGGAAAGCCUUCAGCCAGAGUACACUCCUGACCGAGCACCGGAGGAUUCACACGGGAGAGAAGCCCUAUGGAUGCAAUGAGUGUGGGAAAUCCUUCAGUCACAGCUCCUCGCUUAGCCAGCACGAGCGGACGCACACGGGAGAGAAGCCCUAUGAGUGCAGCCAGUGUGGAAAGGCCUUCCGGCAGAGCACGCACCUCACUCAGCAUCAGAGAAUACACACUGGGGAGAAGCCCUAUGAGUGUGGUGACUGCGGCAAGGCCUUUAGCCACAGCUCUUCCCUAACCAAGCAUCAGCGGAUCCAUACUGGGGAGAAACCCUAUGAGUGUAACGAAUGCGGAAGAGCCUUCAGCCAACUCGCCCCCCUCAUUCAGCAUCAGAGGACCCACACCGGAGAGAAGCCCUAUGAAUGCAAUGAGUGUGGCAGAGCCUUCAGUCAGAGCUCCCUUCUCAUCGAACACCAGAGGAUUCACACCAAGGAAAAGCCCUAUGGCUGCAAUGAGUGUGGGAAGUCCUUUAGUCACAGCUCCUCGCUCAGCCAGCAUGAAAGGACACACACCGGGGAAAAGCCCUAUGAAUGUCAGGAUUGCGGGAAGUCCUUCAGGCAAAGUACCCACCUCACUCAGCACCGGAGGAUCCACACAGGAGAGAGGCCGUACACAUGCAGGAACUGUGGGAAAGCCUUUACACACAGCUCUUCCCUUACCAAGCACCAGAGAACUCAUACCGGGUAGACCCUCUCCAUGUGGGCUGGGG
This is a messenger RNA of Carlito syrichta (Philippine tarsier), 4637 nucleotides long. RefSeq lists its product as uncharacterized. The record is from RefSeq and is a predicted model, not a curated record. Gene Ontology annotation, biological process: regulation of DNA-templated transcription. NCBI's taxonomy places the organism in Eukaryota, Metazoa, Chordata, Mammalia, Primates, Tarsiidae.